AUGUCUACCAUCACCGUAGCAACAACACUUUCACCUUCUUCUAAUGCUCCCCUUAUAGCACGAUGUCGUUUUGGUUUUGGUUCUGGUUCCUUCCUUUCUUCCACCACAAAACAAAAAUGCGCCUCAACUAUUAACACCACAGCCACCAUCCUCGCCGUCGCCACCCACCCUUCGGUUUCUGUCAACCCCAACCCGGACCCCAACCCCAACCCCAGCCACCUUGUUCUGCCUUCCAACGAAUCAUCGGAGAGGCUGCUCAGAAUCCGCCACACGUGCGCGCAUGUGAUGGCAAUGGCUGUUCAAAAGCUCUACCCUGAUGCAAAAGUCACAAUUGGGCCUUGGAUAGAAAAUGGAUUUUAUUAUGACUUCGAUAUGGAGCCUUUGACCGAUAAAGAUUUAAAGAGAAUAAAAAAAGAGAUGGAUCGGAUUAUUGGAAGAAAUUUACCUCUCCAAAGAGAAGAAGUUUCAAGAGACGAAGCUUAUAGAAGAAUAUCGGCAUUGAAUGAACCAUACAAGUUGGAGAUUUUGGAAACCAUCAAGGAGGAUUCCAUCAGCAUAUAUCAUAUUGGUGAUGAAUGGUGGGACCUUUGUGCUGGUCCUCAUGUUGAAUCUACUGGAAAUAUCAAUAAGAAAGCAGUUGAACUUGAGUCUAUUGCUGGGGCAUACUGGAGAGGAGAUGAAAACAAGCCAAUGCUGCAAAGGAUAUACGGUACUGCAUGGGAGAAUGAAGAGCAGUUAAAAGCUUACCUUCACUUCAAAGAGGAAGCUAAGCGUCGAGAUCACAGGCGCAUAGGGCAAGAUCUUGAUUUGUUUUCUAUACAGGAUGAUGCUGGCGGGGGUUUAGUCUUCUGGCACCCAAAAGGAGCUAUAGUCAGACACAUAAUUGAAGAUUUCUGGAAAAAAAUUCACUUGAAAUGUGGAUAUGAUCUACUGUACACACCACAUGUGGCAAAAGCUGAUCUUUGGAAGAUCAGUGGUCAUUUGGACUUCUAUAAAGAGAAUAUGUAUGACCAGAUGAACAUUGAAGAUGAGCUUUAUCAGCUCCGACCAAUGAAUUGUCCUUAUCAUAUUUUGGUGUAUAAAAGCAAGCUUCAUUCAUAUCGUGAUUUUCCUAUAAGGGUAGCAGAAUUGGGAACUGUUUAUAGAUAUGAACUAUCUGGAAGUUUACAUGGCCUUUUCCGUGUUAGAGGUUUCACACAGGAUGACGCACAUAUAUUUUGUUUAGAUGACCAGAUUAAAGAUGAGAUCAGGGGUGUCCUAGAUCUUACUGAAGAAAUAUUGUUGCAGUUUGGUUUUGACAAGUAUGAAGUAAAUUUAUCUACAAGGCCUGAAAAGGCUGUAGGAGAUGAUGAUAUAUGGGAGAAAGCUACCUCCGCUUUAGAAGAUGCUUUGGAUGAUAAAGGUUGGACUUAUCAAAUUGAUGAUGGAGGAGGUGCCUUUUAUGGGCCAAAGAUUGAUAUCAAGAUCGAGGAUGCUCUUGGUAGGAAGUGGCAGUGCUCAACCAUACAGGCAAUUCUUGACUUCAUAAAUUUUUAA
Sphenostylis stenocarpa is the source of this 1536-nucleotide messenger RNA. Lineage: Eukaryota; Viridiplantae; Streptophyta; Magnoliopsida; Fabales; Fabaceae. The record is from the annotation of a GenBank genome assembly.